GGAAGUGGCCAGGAAAGCAGGAAGCGGAAGUCGCUUUCUUUGAUGGUCUCAGAGGGGCCGGAAGACAGCCGGGUUGUGCAGGACCAGAGGCUGGAGGCCGGGUUCCUGUUUUCUCCCCAGCCCCUCUGAGCAGCCCCUCCUUCCUCAGGGCAGGAACGGGCCUGCCAGCUGGGCACCAAGCCCCCGUGCCCGCCAAUGCAGCCCAGCCCACGGAGAGCCAGGCCCGCAGCACGCCCAUGUGGGCCGGUGGCGUGGGGAGCCCCCGGCGGGGCACGGCCCCGCCCCCCACCGAUGACCUCUUUGCCCGCAAACUGCGCCAGCCAUCACGGCCCCCGCUGACCCCACACACCUUCGAGCCAAGGCCAGCCCGGGGCCCACUGCUACGCAGCGGCAGCGACGCGGGCGAGGCCCGGCCCCCGACGCCAGCCAGCCCUCGAGCCAGGGCCCACAGCCACGAGGAGGCUAGCCGCCUCGCGGCGGCCUCCACCCGCCUCUUCACUGACCCACUGGCACUGCUGGGGCUGCCGGCCGAGGAGCCCGCGCCCGCCUUCCCCACGGUGCCCGGGCCCCGCUGGUUCGCCCACUACGACGUGCAGAGCCUGCUCUUCGACUGGGCCGCAAGGCCGCGGGGGCCUGGGCCCCACGCAGAGCCCAGCGCCGGGACCCUCGCCCUAGCCGAAGACCAGCUUGGCAGCUCGGACCUGCUGCUCGGGGCGCCCGGCUUUGUGAGUGAGCUCGGGGGUGAGGGGGAGCUGGGCCUGGGGGGACUGGUGUCCCCGCCUGUGCCCCCCGUGCUGCCCAACGCGGCCGUGUCGGUCCUGGAGGAACCGCAGAACCGGAGCUCAGCCUACAGCUUGGAGCACGCAGACCUGGGCGCCGGCUACUACCGCAAAUACUUCUACGGCAAAGAACACCAGAAUUUCUUCGGACUGGACGAGGCGCUGGGCCCGGUGGCAGUGAGCCUGCGGCGGGAGGAGAAGGAGGGCAGUGGCGGGGCCACCCUGCACAGCUACCGGGUCAUCGUGCGGACCACCCAGCUCCGGACCCUUCGUGGCACUGUUUCGGAGGACGCCCUGCCGCCAGGUCCUCCCCGGGGCCUGUCCCCAAAGAAGCUUCUGGAGCAUGUGGCCCCUCGGCUGAGCCCCACCUGCCUGCGCCUGGGCUCAGCUUCACCAAAGGUGCCACGCACGCUGCUCACCUUGGACGAGCAAGUGCUGAGCUUCCAGCGCAAGGUGGGCAUCCUGUACUGCCGGGCGAGCCAGGGCUCGGAGGAGGAGAUGUACAACAACGAGGAGGCCGGACCGGCCUUCAUGCAGUUCCUCACGCUGCUGGGCGACGUGGUGCGGCUCAAGGGCUUUGAGAGCUACCGGGCCCAGCUGGACAUCAAAACGGACUCCACGGGCACGCACUCCCUCUACACCACAUACCAGGACCACGAGAUCAUGUUCCACGUGUCCACGAUGCUGCCUUACACCCCCAACAACCAGCAGCAGCUCCUGCGCAAGCGCCACAUCGGGAACGACAUCGUGACCAUCGUGUUCCAGGAGCCGGGCAGCAAGCCGUUCUGCCCCGCCACCAUCCGCUCGCACUUCCAGCACGUGUUCCUUGUGGUGCGCGCGCAUGCGCCCUGCACGCCGCACACCUCGUACAGGGUGGCUGUGAGCCGCACCCAGGACACCCCGGCCUUCGGGCCGGCCUUGCCCCCCGGCGGCGGCCCCUUCCCGGCCAACGCCGACUUCCGCGCCUUCCUGCUGGCCAAGGCGCUCAAUGGCGAGCAGGCGGCCGGCCACGCGCGCCAGUUCCAAGAGGGGUCAGACUGGGCCCCCGCGGCGGCCUCUCCUCCCAGCGCUGCCGCAACCCGCCCCGCCCAGCUGGUGAGCCGCGGCUGUGAGACCCGAGAGCUGGCGCUGCCCCGCGAUGGCCAAGGCCAAGGCCGCCUGGGCUUCGAGGUGGACGCAGAGGGCUUCAUCACCUACGUGGAUCGCUUCACCUUCGCCGAGAAGGCGGGACUGCGGCCCGGGGCGCGCCUGCUGCGCGUGUGCGGCCAGACCCUGCCCAGCCUCGGCCCGGAGGCCACUGCCCAGCUGCUCCGCUCGGCGCCCAAAGUCUGCGUCACUGUCCUGCCCCCCGACGACGGCGGCCGGCCCCGCAGGAGCUUUUCGGAGCUGUACACGCUGUCGCUGCAGGAGCCCAGCCGCCGAGGGCUGCCUGAGGCGGCGCAGGAGGAGGUUUGCGAGCAGCUGACGCACCUGUGUCUGCGUGACAGUGGCGGGCCUCCGGGGCCCGGCGAGCUGGCCGAGGAGAGAACCGAGUUCCUGCACAGCCAGAGCUCGCCCUCACCCCGCAGCUCCCUGUCGGAUGAGGCCCCCGUCCUGCCCAACACCACCCCAGACCUCCUCCUGGCCACCCCGGCCAAGCCAUUAGCACCUGGUGCUGGCAGGGAGACGCCCCCCGCCCAGGAUGGGACGCCAAGUCACAGGGAGGCCCCCGCCCCGGAGCUCAGGGCCUCCUUCCUGCCGAGGACCCUGUCCCUGCGGAACUCCAUCAGCAAAAUCAUGUCGGAGGCGGGCAGCGAGACGCUGGAGGACGAGUGGCAGUCCAUCUCGGAGAUCGCCUCCACCUGCAACAGCAUCCUGGAGUCGCUGUCCCGCGAGGGACAGACUAUUCCAGAGAGUGGAGAUGCCAAGGGAACCCCCAAGUCUGAUGCUGAGCCAGAGCCCAAAAAUUUGUCAGAGAAGGUCUCUCGCCUGGAGUCCAUGCUCAGGAAGCUGCAGGAGGACCUACAAAAGGAGAAGGCGGACCGGGUGGCCCUAGAGGAGGAGGUGCGGAGCCUGCGGGAUGACAACCAGCGGCUGCAGGCUGAGUCCCAGAGCGCCACCCGCCUGCUCCUGGCCCCCAGGCAGCAGGGCUCACCUGCCACCGACCUGGCCUGAGCCAUCCGGUCCAGCCUCAGCGCCCACCUCUGGCAGCUGCCCAGGCCGUCAGGCCGCUCCUCAGGAACUCUUGCUGCGCCGAGCGCAUCUCAGCACUGCCCCCUUGCCCGGCCGUGUUAGGUGUCGGAAGUACUCCCUGUAUAUAGCCCUGUGGAAACGUUAGGGAGUAAAGAAG
Molecule: messenger RNA, 3108 nt
Organism: Condylura cristata (star-nosed mole)
Lineage: Eukaryota; Metazoa; Chordata; Mammalia; Eulipotyphla; Talpidae
Gene: SIPA1
Product: signal-induced proliferation-associated 1
Exons: 15
Coding region: 237-2933 (898 amino acids)
Biological process (GO): establishment of epithelial cell polarity; regulation of small GTPase mediated signal transduction; activation of GTPase activity
Cellular component (GO): Golgi apparatus; cytoplasm; plasma membrane
Molecular function (GO): GTPase activator activity; protein binding
Source: RefSeq, a predicted model, not a curated record